Erythranthe guttata (spotted monkey flower) is the source of this 1460-nucleotide messenger RNA. RefSeq names its product Nucleic acid-binding, OB-fold-like protein. NCBI's taxonomy places the organism in Eukaryota, Viridiplantae, Streptophyta, Magnoliopsida, Lamiales, Phrymaceae. The record is from RefSeq and is a predicted model, not a curated record. Gene Ontology annotation, molecular function: tRNA binding.
CUUUUCGUACAAUUGAAGAACUGAAAUUAGAAACCUGUGAUUUUUUCAAUUUCUGCUGGAAAAAAAGGAAAAUUCAAGUGUUGGAAUAUCCGGCAAUGGCUUCUCUGAAGCAAAACGUUGUUUCUGCUCUCUGUAAACACCUCUCUGUAGAUCCGAGUUCAUAUGCAAGUGAUUUGGGCGGUGAUUUGAAGAGCCUCUGCACAAGAAUUUUGAAGUCAUCGAAAAAUGGGGAUGCCAAUUUGAACACUGAUGACCUGAUGAAAUGGAUAGGGUUUACCGAGAGUUUUCUGGAGAAUUCCGAUGAUCGGUCGAAAUCGUUCAAAGAGUUGAAUGAAGAGUUGAGUACCAAGUCUACUCUGAUCGGCAAUGGACUGAAACCAUCUGCAGCUGAUGUUAUCGUCUUCUCGGCAGUGCAUUCGUCUGUGAUUGGUCUUUCAAGUUCAGAUAGAGCACAAUUGCCGCAUUUGUUGAGAUGGGCUGAUUACAUCCAUAACAAGGAGGACUUGGGGCAGCUAUUUGAAAAAUUGUCGCUAGAGAAAGUUCAGUUUGCGCCCCCGGUACUAAAACCCGUAAAGAAGGUCGAAGAUUCCAAUGCAAAGAAACCCGUGCAAGAGGCAAAAUCCAAUGUAAAGAAAAUCCCACAAGAGGCGAAAGAGGUGAAAUCCAAUGAAAAGAAAACCGCACCAGAGGCGAAAGAGGCUAGUAGUUCGGAGACAGACUCUAAAGUAAAGAAAAGUGCUGACGCAAAAAAGAAGAAGGUUGAAGAAGGUCAAGCUAAGACGGAGAAGAAGAAACCUGCUGAGAAAGAGAAGGACAAUAAAGACGAAGAACUUAGUGUUAGUUUGCUCAAAAUUCAGAUUGGUCGAAUUCGUAGCGCGCGGAAACAUCCAUCAGCAGACAGUUUGUUGGUUGAGGAGAUAGAUGUUGGAGAAGCAAAAUGCAGGCAAGUAGUUAGCGGCCUAGCAAACUACUGCACUCCAGAAGAAUUAACGAACCGCCUCGUGGUACUGAUAACAAAUGUAAAACCUGGCAAGUUACGAGAUAUGAUGUCAGAGGGACUGGUCUUGUGUGCUACAAAUACAGACCAUACAGCUGUCGAGCCUCUAAUUGCUCCCGAUGGUGCUAAACCUGGGGAAUAUGUCACAUUUGCCGGACAUGACGGCAAGCCAGAAGAGGUAUUAAACCCCAAAAAGAAGCAACUCGAUAAGAUAACUCCGCAUCUUAUCACCGACGAGGCGUGCGUUGCAACAUUCAAAGGCAUCCCGUUUAUGACUUCGUCUGGACCAAUCACUUCUUCUUUCCCAAAGGCAAGCAUCAAGUGAUACGGAAAUCGUACAAAUUUUAUGCUUUAGACAUGAAACGUAAUUCUACAAAUUUUAUUUGUAAUUGUACAAUCGAAUUCUUGUUUGCCAACCAAUUUGACGCAUUACUCAUCACACUCGUCACUCGAGUUGGAUUUA